UACAUAAACAGUUCAUGUGGCAGUUAAAAUAUUUUGUUUAUCGGAAGUUUUAACCGUCAAAUCAACUUGAGUUUCAACUGUGUUUUAUAUUGGAAGGUUUGGUCCUUCUUGUUUAGGACUGCGGAUCGUGGUUAGAUGAGCUUGAUUUGUUCAGCUAUUAAAUUCAGCCGAUAGUACUUGUAAAACUCUUUCAGUAAAAUGGCAACCUUUUCACAAUCCAUCAUUGACAAGGGCUCUGACAUUUUCCACGACUUCUUGUGCAACACCUGUGCAGACAAGAAACUUGAUAAUACAGCUGAUUACUACUGUGAAUCUUGUGUUAAGUUUUAUUGUAGAAAAUGUAUCCGUCCACACAGCCAGUUGUUUACAAAACAUGACCCCUUUGGAAGGGGAGAUAUGAAGAAAUGGCCAGUGACCAAAAAGGUGGAAGAUUUUCUACUGAAAUGUGAUGUCCAUGAAGAUAAAAACCUUGAAAUGUUUUGUUCUGAGCACAGUGAGCUGUGCUGCACAAAUUGUGCAUUCCUAAAUCACAGACACUGCAAAAAGGUAACUCUUAUAUCCGACAUCAUAAAAAGUCAGUCUACAGACCUUCAGCAACUGUCAAUUUCAAUCCAAAGUAUUCUAAAAGAAAUGAAGAAACUUCAAGACAGCCAGGAGGCAAGCAUUCAGUCUGUGCAAAGAUCAUAUGAUGAGCAGUUACGCAGGAUAGAGGAAACUCGGCAAACAAUAAAUGCAGCCUUAGACACGAUUGAACAGAAGACACUGAAGGAAAUGAAAGAUACUCUAACCAAUCUGCAAGCCUCUUCCAAAAACGAUGUUGACAAAUGCAUCAAGCUAAGGGAUGAAUUGACACAACUUCGAGACGCCAUACAGGACAUUAGUGAUAAAAGCAAACUGGAACUAUCCUUUAUAGCCAUCAAGAAAUGCGAGGACAAAAUAGAACAGUCUACAACUUUUCUGAACACAAACUCUCUUCAGGAUAAAUUCUAUAUAACAUUCCAGCCUAACAGUGAAAUUGUACAGUACUUGUCCAAGCUGUCUGGUCUUGGGAGGAUAGAACACAGUACCAAGACAUUGAUGGUGCAAGAGAAUCCAAACAAGGUAAUCACUGUGCUGAGGAAGUCUGAAAACAAUGUGAAAAUAUCAAGUGAUUCAAAAGACUGCAUUAUCUCAGCCAUCCUUGUCCUCCCAGACAGACAGGUAUUGGUUGUAGACUACAAAAAUAAUAAUGUCAAGCUUCUUGACCAGCAGUACCAGGUGGUAAGUCACUGUAGUGUGACUAAAUGGCCCUGGGCUAUAUGUCAGAUCACAUCAAGUGAGGUGGCUGUGACUGUGAAUGAAAGUAUAAACAACAAACAUGAGGUCCAGUUUAUCACAGUCAACAACAGGCAGCUGGUGCAAGGAAGAAAGCUUCAGUUACUACAUACAUGUAACGGUAUUGCCUUCCACCACGGAGACCUGUAUAUUACUUCUGAUACUGCUCUGUUCAAGUAUACACUGAAUGGGAAACUUGUCAGCAAGAUGUAUGAGGAUACAUCAGGUGAUUAUACAGUUUAUACGUGUGCUGUGAGUCCCACGGGGGACAAGUUGUACAUCACAAACAACUCCCAGCACAAGCUCCUCACCCUGGCCAGGGAUGGUUCAGUUCUGGCCACCUUCACUGACCCUGCACUACAAUACCCACGUGAUGUACACGUUACACCUGCAGGACAGGUGCUCGUUUGUGGAGACAUAUUCGCCAAUCCCUUCAUCCUACAGGUGGACAGUGAGGGCAAAAGGAAGCUGGCUACUCUUGGUACGGAGAAGAAUUGUUUUCUGACCCCACAAUCCGUCUGCUACAACAGACACACUGCCUCCAUCAUUGUGGGAGGACGUUAUUACAACAGCAUCAUGGUGUUCAAAGUGCAAUAGGUUAAUUCUACAUGUAAAUUUCAUUUUUGAUUCAGAUGAAUUAAAUUGCAAUUGGAUUGUGUUGUUGUGUUACUAAAACAUUGUAAGUGAUUUCAAGAUGCAUUUAUUUUGUAAAAAAAUGUAAAAAAAUGUCACAAGUUCAAAGAAUGUUUAGAGUUUCUGUGAACAAAAGAACUGCUAAAUAGUGUAUAAUAUUGUUACAUCUAUACACAUUGCUUUUGUAUUUCUCAUUUACUUUACAAGUUGACAAAAAAUGCUGGUGAAAAAAACAAUCAAUUUUAGUUCCGAAUAUAGUAAUAUAGUGUCUGUUAUUUACAAAACAUCAACAUUACACUGUAACUAUGUAUAUAGGCUGUAAUUUCUUUAAUAUACACAACAAAUGUAUUGAAGAUAGCAUUGAAUUUUUGUUUUUGAAUUUAAUAUAUGAUGAUUUUUUUCCUGCACUGACAACAUGUUUCUUGGUAAUUUAUAAUAAUUAACUUAGCGUAGCUGUGUAACCAAGGUUUUGAUCAACAUUAAUAUCCAAGAAAUGUUGAGAAUAUCUUCAAUCAUGAAACCUGAAUGAAUAAAUCGCCCCAUUGGUGCAAAACGGUACCAUGUGACAUUUAAUUAAAAAGCGACAUGGUACCUUUUUGCACUAAUGGUACAAAAUAUAAUUCAGCAUGUGCUAGCAUGAAACUUAUAGAAAUGCAACAUUGCGUUUUGCAAUAAUGUAAACCAACCCAUGAUGCUGUGUGGAAAGGGUUCUUAAAAUACAGCACAAGAGAUCUG
Dreissena polymorpha is the source of this 2682-nucleotide messenger RNA. RefSeq lists its product as uncharacterized. Lineage: Eukaryota; Metazoa; Mollusca; Bivalvia; Myida; Dreissenidae. Bases 199 to 1911 code for a protein of 570 amino acids. The transcript has 3 exons. Gene Ontology annotation, cellular component: nucleoplasm; chromatin. Gene Ontology annotation, molecular function: zinc ion binding; ubiquitin-protein transferase activity. Gene Ontology annotation, biological process: positive regulation of DNA-templated transcription. The record is from RefSeq and is a predicted model, not a curated record.